Molecule: messenger RNA, 459 nt
Organism: Mesorhabditis spiculigera
Lineage: Eukaryota; Metazoa; Nematoda; Chromadorea; Rhabditida; Rhabditidae
Source: the annotation of a GenBank genome assembly
GAAGCGCUGUUUUGGGAGCCGGGAAGUCGGAAGCCGUUUAAAUUCGAGCCGCACUUCUGGGUGGACCGGCUUCACAAGUUUGGCCUUUAUGACUGCCUGAUGACCGACAAAAAAAAUUGUUUCGAUGUCAAGUGCAUCAAACAGUAUCCCUUGCUGCCCGACGGCCCUGAGUCGGACCAAGCGAAAAUCCACAUACUUUAUCGGCGCCCCGACGAGCAUUGCUGGGUCUCGUUGUACAAUCCAGGAGCAGGAGAGCUGUUCCAAAGUUGCAUGCAAAUCUUUGACGCUGGAUAUCAGUCCGACAAGCGCCACAUCGCGCUACACGACCGAUUUGGGCUCAAGGAAGUCAUGCAGCUUUUUGAAAAUGAUGCGAUGGCGUACGGGCCGCAAGCGUUGCACAUCAUUCGCCGAUGUCCAUGUCGCGAUCCACGACGAAGCAAGAAAAAAGGCUUUCUCGAU